Messenger RNA from Toxotes jaculatrix (banded archerfish), 1097 nucleotides. RefSeq names its product myogenin (gene myog). Gene Ontology annotation, biological process: positive regulation of transcription by RNA polymerase II; muscle organ development; positive regulation of myoblast differentiation. The record is from RefSeq and is a predicted model, not a curated record. Gene Ontology annotation, molecular function: RNA polymerase II cis-regulatory region sequence-specific DNA binding; protein dimerization activity; DNA-binding transcription factor activity, RNA polymerase II-specific. NCBI's taxonomy places the organism in Eukaryota, Metazoa, Chordata, Actinopteri, Toxotidae. The transcript is spliced from 3 exons.
AUGCCAGCCUACAGUUGCUCCACACCAGUUGUUCUCCACACAUCUUCCACUCAUCACAAACUCAGGCAGUGGACGAAGGCAGGCACACACACGUACACUCCGACACACACGCUCCAGGCACAGGACCGAAGACCACAUACAGUAGAGCAGUUCCAGGGGAAGCAGGAGUCCUUGUCCCCUUAAAUCCAGACCACAACGUUGUCCAGCAUGGAGCUUUUCGAGACCAACCCUUAUUUCUUCCCUGACCAGCGCUUCUAUGAAGGAGGGGACAGCUAUUUCCCCUCUCGCCUGCCCGGGGGGUACGACCAAGCCGGCUACCAGGACAGGAACUCCAUGAUGGGCUUGUGUGGGAAUCUGUCUGGGGGUGUUGGAGUUGGGGUCACAGGAACAGAGGACAAAGCCUCUCCAUCCAGCCUGUCACCUCACUCCGAGCCCCACUGCCCUGGCCAGUGCCUGCCCUGGGCCUGCAAGCUAUGCAAAAGGAAGACAGUGACCAUGGACCGUCGGAGAGCAGCCACACUGAGGGAGAAGAGGCGUCUGAAGAAGGUGAACGAGGCCUUUGACGCCCUGAAGAGGAGCACCCUGAUGAACCCCAACCAGAGACUGCCCAAGGUGGAGAUCUUGCGGAGCGCCAUCCAGUAUAUUGAAAGGCUCCAGGCCCUGGUGUCCUCCCUCAACCAGCAAGACACUGAGACGGGACAGCAGGGACUGCACUACCGACCCAGCCUGGCCCAGCCCAGAGUGUCGUCGUCAAGUGAGCCCAGCUCAGGCAGCACCUGCUGCAGUAGCCCAGAGUGGAGCAGCACUCCAGAGCAGUGCACGCAGAGCUACAGCAGCGAGGAUCUCCUCAGCGCUGCUGACUCUCCAGAGCAGGGGAACAUGCGUGCCCUGACCUCCAUCGUGGAAGGCAUCUCUGCAGCUGACGGAGCUGUGGCUUUUCCUGUGGACAUUCCCAAAUAGACCCUCCAAACAUUGGACCCGUAGGUGCACAGAGAUCAACAAACAAAAAGGAAAUUUGCAAUUGGCACCGGGGCUGACAACCGAUCCCAAAUUCCAAUUUAAUUUAUUUUUCAGCUCUACUGAUCUGAGUAUUUUGU